GUAAGAAGGUGUUAGUGAUUAACCCUUGCUGUCAAGUCCACACACACAAAGCAGCAGCAGCAGGGUCGGAGUGCGGACACAGUUGAACUUUGUUAAAACUUGCUGAUCAGUCACUUAUGAGCUACAAGCAAGAGGACAGAGUUUUGGGCUACAUUUGGUGCCAGCAGAAGUCAAAGGGCCCUACACAUACAUGUAUACUUCCGGAACCAGUGGAGACAUCGAGCAAUAUAUUUAAGAGAGCAGAACAUGGAUGCCUUUGAGGGAAUUCACAGUGUUCACAUUUCGUCCUCACCACCACCCUCAACCUCCAGUCCAGCCUACGAAGUCCUAAAGAGCAGGUCGGGAAUCGCUGUGUAUUCCUCUGCAGUGUUUUUUGGGACGCCUUCACGCUCUAAGAACUUGUCCAGCAGGAGGAGAGGUGCUGACGACCAAGGCUGUGUGGUAGGAAGGUUGGUAGAUCUGGAUCCAGAGCCCAAGUUGGGAGGAAGAGGCAAAGGUGAGCCCUCAUCAGGACUAGACCAUGAUGUCGACUCCUGCCUGCGUAGCUCUUCGCUGGAAAUCCGAGGGAAAAAAAUUUGUGAAAAGGGCUCGGAGAUCCUCAGUGAACAACUGGAUGCUGCAAAGAGGGAACUGAAACUCAAAGAUAAGGAGUGUGAGCGUUUGUCUCAGGUCAGGAAUCAGCUGGAACAAGAACUGGAGGAACUGACUGCAAGUCUGUUUGAGGAAGCUCACAAGAUGGUGCGUGAAGCAAAUGUCAAACAAGCAGCAUCAGAGAAACAACUGAAGGAGGCUCAAGGCAAGAUUGACGUCCUGCAAGCAGAAGUGACCGUGCUCAAGUCUAUGGUCUUGACGUCCACGCCAUCCUCUCCAAAUCCCCAGCUGCAUCCCCAGCUGCAGCUUCCAGUUGCCUGGGGGGCGCAUAAAAUGAUUGCAGGUCAAACUCGCAACAAGAGUGUGAACGGCAGUUACCCGUCCCCACCUGGAAGUUCUGAAACAUCAUCUGUUUCUCUUCAGACUAUUGUCAAAGAGGACAGCGAGAUAGAUUCAGUUCUCUUUGCCGAAUUCCUGAUGUGGAAGGAAAAGCCCAGCCUAGAUCGCUCGUCUGCCCUCAUGAGUCGGAUCUACAGAGAGGAAAUAACACCCUCCCUCUCCUUUACGCGCUCAGAGCUGUCCCAGCUUGUACAGAGUGCUGUGGAAAACAACUCUUUGACUAUUGAGCCUGUGGCCUUGUCAGCGUUACCAAUGGUUAAAGUCUCGGCAGUAGAGUGUGGAGGUCCUAAUGGCUGUAGGGCAGCAGUAGAGACAAAAUGUGCGUUAAGUGGCGUGUCACGACUGUGCAGACAUCGCAUUAAACUUGGCGACAAUGGGAGUUACUACUACAUCUCCCCCUCAAGUCGAGCACGGAUCACGGCAGUGUGCAAUUUUUUUACCUAUAUCCGCUACAUUCAGCAGGGCCUGAUCAGACACGAUGCGGAGCAGAUGUUCUGGGAGGUGAUGCGUCACCGAAGAGAAAUGACUGUGGCCAAGUUGGGUUUCUACCUUACGGAGCAGGGUUAGACACCCAGUGGACCAGCGUGAGGAGAUGACUACAACACAUCAGGCUUAAAAUGUGGUCAUUAAUCAGAGCUUUAGUGCUGGAGAGGUCAGUUGAAAAAAUGCCCCAUCACAAGAAGAAAAUAGAAGGAAAAAGUAGUUUUUAUUAUGCUCAAAGACUUACAUCAAUAUUGAGUCCAGCUUUACACUACAAGUUACUUUGUAAAUAUUACCUCGGAAGGUACAAUCAACACACAAACUCAGCCAUGAAAAUAUGUGCCAUGACCCAGCAUUGUCUGGAAUUUUGCAAGCUUGCACUUCCUGUUCUUGAUGCCUUGUUAAGAAGCAGCAGCUGCAGUCUCGUGUUGGCUCGCCCUAUUUAAUUGAUGAAAUGUUCCGUCCUCCACAGCUGUGCUGUGCUACUGACAUGUAUUGGAAACGCUUUAAUAAACCAGAGGAGUCACGUUCUGUACUUCUCAAAUCAACACUA
This is a messenger RNA of Nerophis ophidion (straightnose pipefish), 2023 nucleotides long. RefSeq names its product RAB3A interacting protein (rabin3)-like 1 (gene rab3il1). Lineage: Eukaryota; Metazoa; Chordata; Actinopteri; Syngnathiformes; Syngnathidae. Gene Ontology annotation, cellular component: Golgi to plasma membrane transport vesicle. The transcript has 12 exons. Gene Ontology annotation, molecular function: guanyl-nucleotide exchange factor activity. Bases 247 to 1557 code for a protein of 436 amino acids. The record is from RefSeq and is a predicted model, not a curated record. Gene Ontology annotation, biological process: exocytosis.